AUGCGUAUGCCAGUCGUAAUACUAUAUUUACCACUGUAUUAUAAAUACUGUUUACUAUAUCACUAUUAUUAUUAUUAUUUAUCAUUACAUUUCACGUUAUAUUAUCACUACUUAUUACUAUUAUUAUUAUUAUUAUUAUUAUUAUUAUUAUUAUUAUUAUUGUUAUUAUUAUUAUUAUUAUUAUUAUUAUUAUUAUUAUUAUUAUUAUUAUUAUUAUUAUUAUUAUUAUUAUUAUUAUUAUUAUUAUUAUUAUUAUUAUUAUUAUUAAAACUAAUGAUUUCCUCAGUUACUCCUAGCGGGUAG
Molecule: messenger RNA, 303 nt
Organism: Necator americanus (New World hookworm)
Lineage: Eukaryota; Metazoa; Nematoda; Chromadorea; Rhabditida; Ancylostomatidae
Exons: 2
Coding region: 1-303 (100 amino acids)
Source: RefSeq, a predicted model, not a curated record